AUGCCAAUCAAGGCCGAGGUAUACCAGCAUAUCUCAUAUAUUGAUCGCAACGAGCAGCUUUGCAAGAUCUUUAUCGGUGGUAUAACGUUGAACACUACAGACGAUGAUCUGAAAGAGUUCUACUCCCAGUGGGGCGAAAUCACUGACGUGGUGGUUAUGCGUGACCCGUCUACGAACCGUUCCCGAGGUUUCGGUUUCGUCACCUACGCUGAUCCUGAAAUGGUCAAUGCGGCGAUGGGCGCCCGCCCCCAUGUCAUUGACGGCAAGGAAGUGGAACCUAAGCGCGCCAUGCCCAAGGAUGUUAUGAACAGACCCGAGGCGCAUCUUUCCGUGAAAAAAUUGUAUGUCAGCGGCAUCAAGGAUGACCACACGGAGGAAAUGCUUAGAGACUAUUUCGCAUCGUUCGGAAACAUACUUGAAAUCGAAAUCAAAUUGGACCAAGUCACUGGCAAGAAACGAGGAUUUGCAUUUGUGACGUUUGACGACUAUGAUCCAGUGGACCGAAUUGUUUUGGAAAGAUCUCACAUGAUUAACGGUAAACGAUGCGACGUUAAAAAGGCUCUCAGCAAAGAAGAAAUGAGAAAGAUGCAACAACAAGACAUGGAUCGUCAGCAUCGCGACAGCCGUUCACGCGGAAUGAUGCGUGGUGGGUUGGAUUCGGACAUGAUGAUGCCUUAUGGUGGUGGAAUGGCUUGGGGCCCUUCAGGCAUGGGCGGCGACUAUGACCAAGACUACGACGACUACCGAGGCGGCGGUUGGAACCAAGGUGGUGGUUCAUACUAUAAUCGGGGUGGAAGCCCAUGGAACCAAGGUAGUAGUAAAUGCAAGCUGGCAACUUAACA
Messenger RNA from Soboliphyme baturini, 842 nucleotides. NCBI's taxonomy places the organism in Eukaryota, Metazoa, Nematoda, Enoplea, Dioctophymatida, Soboliphymatidae. The record is from the annotation of a GenBank genome assembly.